Messenger RNA from Dichomitus squalens LYAD-421 SS1, 351 nucleotides. RefSeq lists its product as uncharacterized. The record is from RefSeq and is a predicted model, not a curated record. Bases 1 to 351 code for a protein of 116 amino acids. The transcript has 3 exons. Lineage: Eukaryota; Fungi; Basidiomycota; Agaricomycetes; Polyporales; Polyporaceae.
AUGGUCCUAAUUAAGGUGCUCGCGCAGAACGCCCAGCAGCCCUUGGCGGUCGAUCUCGAGUUUGACACCACGGAGACGUGGCAGUAUGCGAUCGACCCCUCGACGCUCGUCUUCCACGGCAGCACGCCGUCCGGAGGUAAGCUCCCGUCCCCGGUCUUCGACUCGGGGCUUCCCCCCUUCACGAUCACGGCCACGGCGUGCCCGAUUGACUGGGAGGUUGCGGGUGAUACGUUUGCGGCUGCACCGCCGACGAACCCAACGUGCACCGGCGCUGUGAAGAACAUCACGCUCUGGCCUUUCGGGUCGACCAAGCUUCGCAUUAGCGAGUUCCCGACGUUCAAGGCAAACUGA